GUCUGCCAUACACUACUCAAAUUCUCGUCUAAACUCGCACUUACCUAGUUCUUUGUCUGUGAGACCCAGUUCUGCCUCCUCCAAUACUCCAGAAUACAAAUCAACUGGCAACAACUUCCUCUCUUUGCCCCCCGCAGAGCGCUUUUCCGGUUAUUGUUUAGGCGAUGAGCGCCAUUCUCUCCGCGGAUGACUUGAAUGACUUCAUUUCACCGGGCGUUGCAUGUAUUAAACCCAUAGAAUCCAUUCCUGCUGAGAAGCAGAAUGGCGAGCCGAAUCCGUAUGAAGUCACGACGGAAGACAAAGUCGCGGCCGCAAACCCCACUCCGGCACAGAUAUCCUUGACCGAUUGCCUCGCAUGCUCUGGCUGUGUCACAUCUGCGGAGGCCAUUCUCGUAUCACUGCAGUCACACCAAGAAGUGCUGGACACACUGGAUGCUAACCCCUCCCUCGACCCCUCCGAUCUCGUUUCUGGCUCCAGGACAGCCGAAUAUCAUGACCACACACAAAAUGGGGCAAAUGGAGUUUCCAAUGGUGUAUCUGAAGGAAAGCUGUUCGUCGCGAGCGUCAGCCCGCAGGCCAAAGCCAGCAUCGCCGCUGCCCAUGGCAUCUCCUUCUCCGAUGCCGGACACCUAAUCGAACAACUUCUCUCCGGGCCCAAUGGCGUGAAGACGGGAGGGAAGCACCACAGCAGUUUCGCCUGGGUGAUUGACACCAACGCGCUCCGCUCCGCAUCCCUUGUAUUGGCCUACGAGGAAGCCAAUUCCGCUACUUCCACUUCCUCCCCGAAACGACCCGUCCUCGCCUCGGCCUGUCCAGGCUGGAUCUGCUACGCCGAGAAGACCCAUCCGCAACUCCUUCCGAAUCUCUCAGCCGUCAAAUCCCCGCAGUCUCUCUCUGGCGCGUUGCUGAAAUCCGUGCUCUCCAGGGCAUACGGCAUCCCGCCGUCCCAAAUCUGGCAUCUCGCAGUAAUGCCAUGCUUCGACAAGAAACUCGAGGCCUCCCGCGGCGAGCUCACCUCCGACGCCUGGGCACCCGACUCCGCUCCCCCAUCCGAUCCCGUCCGCGACGUCGACUGUGUCAUCACCCCCCGCGAACUCCUCCAGGUCGCCUCCCUCCGCAACCUCAACUUCGCCACCCUCCCUCCCCAACCCGUCACUCGUCCCCGCUUCCCCGACCCCACCCUCUCCGCCUUCCUCUUCCCACCCUCCCACUCCAACCGCGGCGCCCCCGCCGACCCCACCGGCACCUCUGGCGGCUUCCUCUCCCACAUCGCUAAACGCGUCGCCGCCUCCACCCCCGGCAGCCGCAUCCGCGUCGACCGCGGCCGCAACGCCGACGUGCUCGAUAUCGUCGUCGAGGACCGCGACGGCCGCACCGCGUGGAAAGGUAUGCGGUGCUACGGGUUCCGCAACAUUCAAAACCUCGUACGGAAGAUGAAGCCGAAGACGAACCGGUUGCUGGGUGCGCGGAAGGCGCCGGUGCGGAAGCGCGAGGGGGAUGCGGCACCUGGGAGCGAGUAUGCGUAUGUGGAGGUGAUGGCGUGUCCUGGGGGUUGCACGAAUGGCGGGGGGCAGAUCCGCGUGACCGAGUUGCAGGAGCUGGGGUUGAGGGAGGGGGAUGCGGAGGGGCGGACCGUGGCGGGACCGAAGGAGCAGAGGGAGUGGUUAGCGAAGGUGGAUGAGGCAUACUUUUCGGCCGAGUCAGAUUCCGAAGAGCAGCGAGGAACGACGGCCAACGGUGAUGCGAUGGAGAUCGAUCCACCGACGGAGCGGAUGACCAGCAAUGGGCAUGCGCUGAACGGCCAGGCACCAGUCGAUGCGAGCGAUGUCGAUGCGGACGUCGUCGACGGCAUCUCGAGGACGUACAUCCUGAGCGUUCUGGACCACUGGACGUCCCUAACCGGCGUGCCGAUCGAGAAACUGGCAUUCACGACCUACCGGAAGGUGGAGAGCGAUGUAGGAAAAGACAUCACCGAUACCCAGCGGGUUGCCGGGCUGGCCAGCACCAUUGGCGGCGGGUGGUGAGCGAAUUAUUGGAGGCAUAUAGGUACCAUGGGCCACCGACUUUGGAGGGGUUUUGCAGGAAUAGAGGCGUUGAGCGGAUAUGAUGUUUGAGGAACGAGGACUUGGAUGGGUUACAGCGAGCAUUGAGAACGAGGAUUCGCUCGCGAGCUGACGAGUGGCGGAUUGUGCAAGGAAACGAUCUGAUCAGUCAGGGAUAUCAUGUCACCUUUAUCGACAAACAUGGACAUAGCCGCACACUUGUAGUCUGAACGUCUAAGGACCAGCAAUGAUACCCCGUUUCUUGCAUCAACACUACAAUCCAACAGAGAUGCGCCCAGAUUUCUCACCGCUCACAUAUCAAAGACAUAGUCCAUGUCGUCUCACAUCAAGAAACCAAUCGUGAAAUCCCACAGCCCACAGCAACCCGGAAGAACUCUCCCCGCGUCGCAAAUCCCAAUUCAUAA
Eremomyces bilateralis CBS 781.70 is the source of this 2467-nucleotide messenger RNA. Its product is annotated as putative iron-sulfur cluster assembly associated protein Nar1. Gene Ontology annotation, molecular function: 4 iron, 4 sulfur cluster binding. Lineage: Eukaryota; Fungi; Ascomycota; Dothideomycetes; Eremomycetales; Eremomycetaceae. The record is from RefSeq and is a predicted model, not a curated record. Bases 165 to 2024 code for a protein of 619 amino acids. The transcript has 2 exons. Gene Ontology annotation, biological process: iron-sulfur cluster assembly. Gene Ontology annotation, cellular component: cytosolic [4Fe-4S] assembly targeting complex.